Molecule: messenger RNA, 2118 nt
Organism: Glycine soja
Lineage: Eukaryota; Viridiplantae; Streptophyta; Magnoliopsida; Fabales; Fabaceae
Exons: 1
Coding region: 799-2112 (437 amino acids)
Molecular function (GO): methyltransferase activity
Source: RefSeq, a predicted model, not a curated record
UCUUAUCAAGAAUCUUUCUAGUUAUUUUAGCAGAGAUAUUAACAGUGAUAUCCAACCAUUAAACUUGAGGGGUUUUGUAGCGUUCACUUGUAUUUUGACAAUAACAAUGGAGGAUUCUUCAACCAUUAUUCCAUUAAAUCAAGUUGCUAUUGAUACAUAAGCAAUAAAUAGUUUGUCACAAAGGAUUUUUGCCUAAUUCUUCAAAUUGUUAUAACAUCAAUUAAUCUUCUCUUCUUUACCUUUCUAAGAGCAUCCUAACAUCAAAUUGCAGUUAAUUCUUCAUAAAUCUUUGGUCUUUCAGGUUUGAUAAUGAACUCAAAGCAAUAACUCUAUCAAGGAGAAAGAAUAUAUAAUAGAAAACUGACAUUACCGAUCAAAUCUCUCGAGCAACCAAAUUAUUGCUAAAAAAUGUCAAGUAAUGUGGGGUUGAUAUGGAUUUCCAAGACAAAAUAUAUUUAAGAUACGUGAGCUUGUGGGCGAGAUCCGCAGAUAGUGCUCAAGUAACAAGCAAGCUAUGAAUAAACGGCAUUCUCAACUUGAAGGUGCUACAAUUUCCCUACCAUUAAGGUGCAGAUCACAAGGCAUAUUAUAUUACAUUCUUUGAACGUCCACACCGGCGCUUCACAAUGACCAAUGUUCAUCUCCCACUAGAAACAUGUACAGAACGUGGAAUUGUUAUCCCUCCUUGGAUCUAUAUAUCAUUAAAUUUCCUUAAUGGUAACCUUAAAUUACACAAACAUUUCCCCUCUGUUCACUUGUACCUCUUUUUUUUUUUUUUCCUUUCUCUUCUAAUCCGUCAUGGGAAAUGAAGCCCAUGACCAACAAUACUCAAACAAAUUGCAAGCAUAUGGUCACAGCCAAAAGCACAAGCUGAAGUCUAUUUUGCUAGUCAUACUCACCAACCUUGUCACCAUUUACAUCUUCACUGGUCCAAUCAGUUUUUUGUACCACUCCUCUACGAGUCCUCGUGACUCGAAUUCUAUCUUGAUGGAACUCAACUCCACCAAAGCUCAACUUGUUGCCACUCACUCACUCUUGUCUGAACUGCACCACAGACUCAACUCCUCUAACUUACUUGUCCAGGCACUGCUCAUUGAUCUCACGCGCCAACAAGAAAAGCAAUCCAACAGUGCUGAUCAGAAUCAAGUGAGUUUGAAGGUAGGGAGUGAUGAGCUCAGUUUUGCACUUGGCCCUCACAAGCUCCCUUUUGGGUACUCACCGAGGAUAGGAUCAGAUGAGAUUCACCUGCCUGCCGGUGCAUCAUGCAUGAGGCUUCAUGAGGAGUUAACCCAAUAUAUGGCAUAUGAGAUUGGAGGGGAGUGCCCUAUGGAUGAUGUGCUUGCACAAAGGCUCAUGCUCAAAGGGUGUGAGCCGUUCCCUCGUAGGAGAUGCCGCCCUAAGUCUCCUACAAAUUAUGUGGAGCCAACACCUUUGCCUGAGAGCCUUUGGACAACCCCACCAGACACUAGCAUUGUUUGGGAUGCUUAUGCUUGCAAAAGUUACCAGUGUCUCAUUGACAGAAAGAACAAGCCAGGCUCUUAUGACUGCAAGAACUGCUUUGAUUUGCAAGGUGAAGAGAAGAGUAAGUGGAUCUUUGAUGAUGGUGGACUUGAUUUUGGAAUAGACCAAGUUCUUGCAACAAAAGCCAUGGGGACGGUUCGUGUUGGACUUGACAUUGGUGGUGAAACUGGAACAUUUGCUGCAAGGAUGAGGGAAAGGAAUGUGAUCAUCAUCACAAGCACACUGAAUUUGGAUGGCCCUUUCAACAACAUCAUUGCAUCAAGGGGUUUGGUGCCAAUGCAUAUUAGUAUCUCCCAAAGGUUUCCUUUCUUUGACAACACACUGGAUAUUGUGCACUCUAUGGAUGUCUUGAGUAAUUGGAUACCAGACACCAUGCUUGAGUUUGUACUAUAUGAUGUAUACAGGGUGUUGAGGCCAGGUGGUCUGUUCUGGCUUGACCAUUUCUUUUGCUUUGGGUCACAACUCAACAAAACUUACGUGCCAAUGUUGGAUCGAAUUGGAUUCAAUAGAUUGAGGUGGCAUGUUGGAACCAAACUUGAUCGCAAGAAUGUGUUGUACAUUUCAGCCCUAAUGGAGAAACCAAUGACUUAAGGUUAA